AAUUAGUGUCAUGUUACAAUUCAUUGAGGUCAGAUUGUGUUUGUAAAAUACAACGUUAUUUGAUCUUGUUUCUUUAAUUUGUUGACAUAAGUCUUUGAAAUCAAAGAUUAUUUAGCUAAAGAGAUAACAACUGACAACACAGACAGACAGUCACGAGAACCGCUGAGCCAGGUCAUCAGAACAUUCAACUCCACGAUGAGACUGUUGCUGCUACUGCUGCUGCUGGCGAAUGGGCACGCCGAAUCAGAGGUUAAGAUAACUGGACAUUGGGAAGGAGGGUUUAAUGGUCAGUUUUGUAUCCCUGUCACGGAAGACCUGCACGGAUGGUCAGCCCAUGUCAUCUUUGACCAGUCAAUCAAGUCACUUGAUGUGCAACAAGCUGCUGAAAUUGUGGAGACCAGAAACAACAACACAGAGUUCAUCAUGCACAACAAAGACUGGAACAAAGAAGAACAUGUUGGCUCCCAGAUCUGUAUCAACCUUCUGGGAAAAACGGAUGGCAAUAUUAUCCCUUCCGCCACAGUCUACAUCGCCGGUAUGGACGGUCCUACUAAUCAGCCGCCUACGGCUGGACCACAAAACUCCCUACUUCCAGGAAGUAGUGGGCAGACACCCGGCAUCGGUGCAACGUCCGGCGUCGGUGCCACGUCAGCUCCUUUUGUGACAUCAGAAUAG
Haliotis rubra (blacklip abalone) is the source of this 675-nucleotide messenger RNA. RefSeq lists its product as uncharacterized. The record is from RefSeq and is a predicted model, not a curated record. The transcript has 4 exons. NCBI's taxonomy places the organism in Eukaryota, Metazoa, Mollusca, Gastropoda, Lepetellida, Haliotidae. Gene Ontology annotation, molecular function: polysaccharide binding; hydrolase activity, hydrolyzing O-glycosyl compounds. The coding region runs from base 196 to 675 and encodes 159 amino acids.